UGAUUAUCUUGAAAACAAUGAACGUUAAAUUUAAUCAUUUGUAAAUAGCAAGUAUGGCGGGACACUCGCAAUGGACAUACUUUCUUGUGGCAGUUUUGUUAUUUUUUUCACCUCAGUGUGCAGCAUCGCCAUUUCAAUGUCAGAAGGCAAACCCAGGUGUCAUGGUAUUUGAAGUUCUCCCAGGAGGAGGGUGGGACAAUUUAAAGAAUGAAGAUCGCGCAAGAAUUAUCUUCCACAACUAUACAGAUUGUAGGGCUACUGCAGAUGGACGCUAUCUCAUCCCGGAAAACAUCUUUGUUGUUCCCAGUAAAACAAGUCAGGUCAAGAUCUACUCUGAAAGGAUUGAUCAUUGGAUGAACUUUACUUCUUCCACGUCUAAAUCUAUCAACGUUGGAGGACAGGCUAAAAUUGCAGGGCUGUUUUCCAUCGGCGGAAAGUUUUCCUCGGAGUAUGAUGAUGUUAAAAGUAACCAAGUAAACGAUAAUUCAUUUACGCAGAGAACAGGCGCGCAAUAUGUGCGAUACAUAUCCAAACUCCAGCCUGGUGCUAUUUUAGAUAAAGGUUUCCGCUCCAAGAUCCAAUCGAUAGCUAACCAUCAUUUAAAUGGAAGGAAAAGAUAUGCACGAUACGAGAGUCAGCUUCUGAUAAGAGAUUUUGGAACUCAUGUGAUUACCAGUAUUGAUGCUGGCGCUUCCAUCUUCAAAAUUGAUCAGCUCAACAGCUCAUUGUCAACAAACUCCCAGUUGACAAAAUCCGAAAUUUCCGCAGCAGCAGGGGUGUUUUUAUUUGGAAGGGGGGCCGGGUUCGAUCAUGGUUCGUCCGUAACUGAUCAAAUGAUGCAAACAUACGCAAGCAGUCAGACCCAUUCUACCGUGUAUACGUAUGGAGGUCAACCGUACAAACCACUGAAUUUUAGCAUCAAUGAUUGGGUCGAUGGUAUCGGAAACGACUUGGUUGCAGUUGAUAGAUCAGGAGAUCCAUUGCAUUUCCUCAUCACAAAAGAACAGUUCCCAGAACUACCCGACUCUAUUCGAGUUCAAACCUACGAUUCAGUUCAGGGUGCAAUUUCAGCUUAUUUCAGAUUUAACACGUAUAAAGGUUGUACAGACAUAAAUUCCCCGAACUUUAAUUUCAAUGCUAACGUAGACGAUGGCACCUGUUUCCCUCCAGGUAAAAAUAUGACUAUUGGCGGCUUAUACCAAACAUGCGAGUUUUCUGGAGAUACGGAGGAUUUAUGUGAUACACUUACUCUUAAAAACAAGAAAACGGGAACAUUUAACUGCGGUGAGGGCUAUCAAUCAGCAUUGCUUUAUCAGGGUAACGUGACCAAAACUGAAAUUAGACAGGAAUGUGAAAGCUAUAUGAUUUUCUGGAAGAAAUGUCAUGACGUAGUGUAUGAGGGCAAGGCAUCGUAUUCAACAUUCUGGUGUUACGCACACACAGGAGAAGCACCUCCACAAUCGGGCUACCUCUUUGGUGGAAUAUACACCAAAACCGUCACUAACCCCGUCACAAAAUCACAAAGCUGUCCGCCAUAUUAUCAGCCGAUGCUGAUAACAUCCGACAUGUACGUGUGCCUAGCCGAUGACUACGAACUUGGACAAAGAUACUCUGUCCCCUUUGCUGGUUUUUUCAGUUGCCAAGAAGGAAACCCUCUGUCUAACCAAUACUAUUCGCCGACAUUCACGUCACAGUCGUGCCCCGGAGACUACAGCCAACACCUAGGGACCAUUCAAGAAGAGUGCGAAAUCUGCUACUGCACACUAGCUAAUGCCCUUUUUGGACAGGCGUCAAUGCCCAUCAGAUUUCCGCCUUUUGUUCACAAGCCCAACGAAUGGAAUGAAACCGGAAAUUAUAUCAUUAGCAACGAGGGUCAGAGUUGGAGCACUGUUUUCAACGUUCCCGACAACUUCACUGGAUUUGAUACAGUAGACAAAGAAUGGAUCGCAAAUAAUGGAGACACUCUUGAUGUCAAAACGCUUCUGGACGAAAGAAAUAGGGAUCACAGAGAAUUAUAAUGGGAUUUUUUUUUAUCAUUGUUUAAUAUUAACCUUUUCCAAAUACAUGUAUGUCUAUUUUGAGCGGAAGUGAUUUCAAAUUUUAUCGCCAGCAAGAACUGAAUAAAAAGCCAUGAUUAAAUAUGAUUGAGAUAAUGUAUAUUUUAUUUAAAACAAAACAUUACAUGACAAUAUAAUACCAGAAAAAUACAGUUCCAAAUUAAGAAUAAAUGAUAUUGGUAUGA
Messenger RNA from Ostrea edulis (European flat oyster), 2242 nucleotides. Its product is annotated as macrophage-expressed gene 1 protein-like. The transcript has a single exon. The record is from RefSeq and is a predicted model, not a curated record. NCBI's taxonomy places the organism in Eukaryota, Metazoa, Mollusca, Bivalvia, Ostreida, Ostreidae. Bases 54 to 2018 code for a protein of 654 amino acids.